ACCGAAAAAUAAUAUCAUUACUCUCUGGAUUUGGGGUUCCAGACGAUGCAUUCCAGGAUCUCCAAGAAUCGAUGUUGUUUGAAUUGGCGGACAUGCUUCUUUACGAUGAAAAGGCUUUGACAAUUUUGAAAGAGAUAUCUUUGGACAUAAAAUUUCAAAAUUUAUUCGAAAAAGGAAUAAGUUUUGUUCGGGAACCCUUCUUCAGGUCUCUACUAUUAAGAGUUUACCACCAUAGACUCGAUGAUUUAAAACAGAGGACAAGGAUUCAGAUAGAUGUAGAUAAAGGCCGUAACAUGAUCGGUACUUCUGAUAAAAGUAGAUCACUGAAAUAUGGACAAGUGUUUAUUCAAUAUUCAAAAGACCCAUCUGAUGCUGGGAAAAAGCUGCAAAUUGUAUUGGGUAAAGUCUUGGUCACAAAAUAUCCCAGUAUUCAUCCAGAAGAUCUUCAAAUAUUUGAAGCUGUAGAUGUUCCUGGCCUCAGGCAUGUGGUCGACUGUAUUGUUUUUCCACAAUGUGGUCCACGUCCAUUUCGAGAUGAAAUGUCCCCAUCAGAUGAUAUUUAUGGUGAUGAGUAUUUCGUUCUUUGGGAUAAACGGUUUCUUAUACUUAAAAACAAGAUAAAUUCUCAAAAUGAUUCAGAAGAGAAAUUGGCCUCGGAUGUUCAAGGAACAAACAUGGCUGACUUUUUGGUGAAUUACUUAAAGAAUGAUCACCUAGAAAUCAUAGCAGAGUCCCAUUUAGCGAGGUCUGAUAGUGAACAGGAAGGUAUUUUUUCAGACUGUUGUAUUGAACUAGCUGAAAUGUAUUCUGGCGUUCUUGAUUGUCUACAAACGGGUAAAAGUCCACAAAUCCGCACAGAGUUCCUUCCCCAAAAGUAUCCCGAUUUCAUGAUGAAAAGAGAUAAAAUCUUAUAUUACUCUUCCAGAAUUCUCGGAAAACUAUUCCGUCAAAAUCAGAUGUUGCAGCAGAACAUAUUAAGAGAGAAAACUUUCGAAUUCGCUGCUGACGAAGACUUAAUAUUGCUUCCUUCCGAAGAAGAAUGUAGGCAUGCAAUUUUACAAAGAAAUCUUUACAAUGACAAACUGUUGAGAAUAAUGAAAAGAUAUGGGAUAAAAGACGAAUCUGCAGCUAUUACUGGUUUGAUACAAGAUUUGAUAAGUGGGAAAGGUUACUCAGAUGACGAGAAGAUUCAGAUUGGAAAGAUAGUUAGAGACCAAAUAUCCCUAUUAUUUAGAAAAACAAGAGUUAUUUUCUUUGAAGAGUUUGGUGGAGAAAGAAGCCGUUUUUCACUUGAAUCAGCAAGUCAAAUAUUUAGAAAGGCCUCUAUUUGGUAUACCGUCACGUACAAAAUGUCGAGCCCUCGAUUUUUAAGUUUUCCUUGGGUUGUUGGCGAUAUUCUUUGUCUGGUGAAGAAGAAUCAGGAAUUUAAGAAUGUCUUUGAAAAUAUCGAACGAUCCUUUGAGAGCCGCUGGGGACUUUUGGUCACAGAGCGAACGAGUUCUCUAGAUAAGCUACGCAAAUUACGUCACAAGGUUGAACAAAAUACGCCUUCUGGAGUCCGUCUAGAAUGGAUUAAUUUAUCUGGAAAUGGAAUUGUGAUAAGAUGUCCAGACAACCACCACUUUUUGGGAAUCAGAACAAAAAAUUCAGAACUAGGAAUUUUAACUAUAAAAUAUUUAAAUAGUUUUGCAACUAGUGUGAAAAGUGGUCCUUUUGAAGGAGAGUUAUGUUAUCAGAUAAAAUUGGCUGAAGGUGUGGAAGGAUUUAUAACAUUGAUAGUGAAUGAAAUGAUCCUAACACAAAGCAAAUUACUGAAUGAGUUUCUUGACAAAUCUACACCUUUAAAGCAUGUAGCACAUUUUCUCUUUGAAUGUUUAUGGGAACAUACCCUUACCAAAAUUCCUAUGGACCUCAUUGCAGACAUGCUACCCAUUAUGCUCCUAAAGAAAUCUUUUGAUAACAUAGAUAUUUCCAAGUCAUAUAUCAGAACAAGAAUUUUAAUUGAUUGCUUAAAAAACAUCAGACGCUAUAUCCAGAGUAUAUCUGCCCCUUCAGAAAUACCAAGAACUUCUCUUCAAUGGCUAAAAAAUACUGAGGAGGAGAUUAUUCAGAGGUGCUUGGUUGUAUACCACGAAAUUGCAUGUCAUGCAGCUGUGGACAUUUCUUGUCGUGAAGAAAACGACCAGUUAGAGACAUAUUUUUCUUGUAUCUUACCUGUGGAGUCUUGGAGUACAGUCGAAUAUGCUAAAGAAUAUGCAAAAUUUAAAUUAAUGAAAAUAACUGGCAUAGAUGUAUCAAUUCAUUUAUUGGAUUUUGGAUUGAUUAACGGUAUUAAAAUUGAAGCAGUUGGAACAGAUAUCCAACUAAUGCGUCUCAACCAGGCUCUCUUUGACCUUUCGGUAAAAUCUAAAAAGAUAACAGCUACGAAAAGCGGACAAACAACCAUCGAUGGUACCUGCACCUUUACAAUGUUGUUUGAAGGGAGUAGACAAGAAAAUGACGAAGUAAUAUUUCUACCCCACAGAGGUUUAUGCCAACACAAUCAUACCAUCAGGAAGCGGUAUCACCCCCGUCUUAGAAACCAUAGUGAUGGAUGUAGUGAGAAUUUCUUUCAAAGUUCAUUUCUCUUACAGUGGGACAAAAUCAGAGAUGAAUAUAGUGACAUCUUUCAUGGCGAUUUGAGCAUUGUUCUUGCAUUUGGGACAUUUUAUAUCAUGGAUAUAGAGAAAAGACACAUGCCAUUAUCAGAAUUGAAUGAAACUUUGCAAACUUUUGAGGAAAGACGCGAACGUCUUAAAUCUGAAACGCAUGGAAAUGGUCACGUCUGUGUGCCUUAUUCGUUCGCUUUUUUACCAAUGCAGGGUGAAUCAGACGACCUUAAGAGAUUUCUACAUGCUUAUUUUAAUAGAGAAAAUGUUCAAAGGAACGUAAAAGUUAGAAUUGGAAGGUGGGGUAUGUGUGACCUCGAUGACCAUCUGCAUUUCCUUCAACUUGAGGUCCCUCAGAUAAAAUGGUUUAUUGGUCAAAUAAUACGAAAGACAACACAAGAAAACGAAGAUGGAAACUCCAUUGACAUUAGGUGCAAAAUUCAGUCGUUCAGAAACUUGAACAGACACGCUUUGCAAACUGUCGGAGGACACGGUGACCUUCUAAAUCAUAGCAGAAGUGGAGCACUCAUUAGGAAAAAUAGCGAAGGAUUUAUUAUUAACAACAAUAAUAUAACAUUUAUUAGAGAGAAAGAAACAGAAAUUUAUUCGAAUAAAACCUUGAACAUUCAAGAAAGAAUUUGGCGCACGUUGCGUGUAGAGGUGUCUAGAGUGAAGGAAUAUAGAGUGAAAUCAUGUCGAUGUAAGAAGAUUUCAGAAAGAACAGAGGUAGUUGUAGUACCAUUUCUACCUGAUAUCAAGUCAUCUGAUGAAGAGAUCAGACAAUAUGCAAAACAAUUAUGGGAAACAGCGCUUUUCUUUGCAAAUAAAUUUGACAAGUAGUUGUCAAUCAUUUUUGUAUAUAUUUGUUUACUGGAUUGCUUCCCUUAGGUGUUGCUUAACGAUCAAAAAUCCAUUUUUA
Saccostrea cuccullata (small rock oyster) is the source of this 3567-nucleotide messenger RNA. RefSeq lists its product as uncharacterized. Gene Ontology annotation, biological process: siRNA processing. NCBI's taxonomy places the organism in Eukaryota, Metazoa, Mollusca, Bivalvia, Ostreida, Ostreidae. The transcript is spliced from 2 exons. The coding region runs from base 72 to 3488 and encodes 1138 amino acids. The record is from RefSeq and is a predicted model, not a curated record. Gene Ontology annotation, cellular component: nuclear RNA-directed RNA polymerase complex. Gene Ontology annotation, molecular function: RNA-directed RNA polymerase activity.